CGAGUGUGGUGUGCGAGAGAGACGGCACGAUGGAACGAGAGAGAAAGACGGCCAAGAGACAGGCAGCAGAACUCGCGAGGAGCGGUCCGUCGGUGCGUCGCGCUCUCGUCACCGCUUGACGAACAACACCUCACACAAGAAGCCCCAGCCUCGCCCCCGGGGGCCAUGCGAGGCCCCUCACGUGCGCCCCCCGUUUGUUUUGGUGCCAGUGCCGCCGCGAUGCGGUUGUGAGGUGCGCGCCCCUGCCGAACUUGACAUCCGCCCGUCGCUCCAGCAGAAACAGCAUUUUUGUUAUCCGCGUGAAGCGACCCCCGCGAAGUGAUCAGUGACUCUUGCCCCCGACUGACUGACAGACUGUCGCAGCCGAGAUGCCGCGCGUCAAGCAACACUGUCCCAAAAGAAUGAAAUGGGAAGGCGGCGUGGAGAUCCCUUGCACCGACCAGGACGAAGGGGCCGAGUCGAGCGACGGCGAAAACUCGGUCGGCUCCGGGCCGGUCAGUCCUCCAGCCGAUGACAAUCCGCUGGAAGAGGCCAUCGCCAUCAGCCGAAAGUCGAUGAGUCCCCCGGCCAAACUGAGCGUCGUCUCGCCGGAGCUUCUCAUGCAGAGCCCACGAUGCGACUCGCGCGACCCCGUUUUGUCGGUGGGCCGGUCGGUGUCCAGAAGCUCGUCGGAGGCGAUGGAACACACGCCGGGCGUGAAGCGCCACCUGGACAGCGAGGACGAGAAUCUGCCGACGGAAGAGGGCAUUUUGGAUUUUAGUAAAAAGAAGCAUCGAGGCAGCACUGCAGACAGCGCGUGCCUCAACCUAACCAAGGGAUCUCAAGUGGCGGCUCCGAGCGUGGAGCCACUCAACGGGCCUCUCGACCUGUCGUGCUCGUCGCGGAAACGCAACGCGCAGCCCACCGCACAGGAUGCCAAGGUGGUCAAGCAGCAGAGAACCGAAUUCCCCAAGAAUAAUUGGGCGCUGGGCAACUUCCCCUUCGGCUACACUGGCAAGCCGGCCAAACGGGAAGAGGAGGAGUGGAACGGAAAGAGUCCGAUGAGCGUGAAGAAGUUUUCGGAGACAACGAGCAAGUCGCUGAACGAGCUGUCCAAGCUGGGCGAGGACAUGUUCCGAAGCCAGAUGCCACCGCGACAGACGGCGUGGCAGAGCCACUGGGUCAACAAGGGCAGCAUCGAAAAGAACAAGGAGGUUUUCAAGUGCGUCUGGUGCAAAAGCUCGUUCCACUCGUUGGCCCAGCUGACGACACACAUGAAGGAGACCUCACACUGCAACAGUAACGCGCCACCGCCCUCCCAAAGUUCCUCUGGCAAGAACUCGGACCUGAACCUGCUGAUCAAGGAGACGAUGCCGCUGCCCAGGAAGCUGGUGCGCGGCCAGGACGUUUGGCUCGGCAAGGGUGCAGAACAGACGCGGCAGAUCCUCAAGUGCAUGUGGUGCGGCCAGAGCUUCCGCAGCCUGGCCGAGAUGACGUCGCACAUGCAGCAGACGCAGCACUACACCAACAUCAUCUCGCAGGAGCAGAUCAUCUCUUGGAAGUCGGCCGAGGAGAACAGCUCGGGUGGCGGCGGCGGUGGCUCCAAGGCCUCAGCCAGCAACAGCACCGGUGGAGGUAGCGGCGGUGGUGGGGGUGGCGGCGCCAGUCAAACCACCGCGCCCACCCCUCCACCCACCUCUCAGCAGUCGCAUGUGACGGCCGUGCUCACCUGUAAGGUUUGUGAUCAAGCAUUUUCCAGUCUCAAGGACCUCAGCACUCACAUGGUGAAGAACUCGCACUAUAAGGAUCACAUCUUGCGCUCGAUCGCGGAGACGGGUGGCAGGCGUCGUCAGAAUCGCGAGAAACGCAAGAAGUCGCUGCCGGUGCGCAAGCUGCUCGAGCUGGAAAGGGCGCAACACGAAAUCAACGCUUCGGCUAAGAACGGCUCCGAGUCGAUCAAGAAGCUGGCCACUUCGUCCAAGAUCUCCUGUGAAAAGUGUGGCGAGAAAAUCGAUACCUCAAUAUUCGUCGAACAUAUCCGCUUGUGCGUCGGCAACGCGAGAAACUUGCUCAAGUCGGCGCUGCUGUCGAACGAGACGACGCCCGAACGGGACGUUCCUAGCGACGGCAAGAAAGAGCAGCAGCAGGCGUCGCCGUCAGACGCAGGCGCCACCGCCGCGGAGGCGUCCUCCGGCAGCUCUACCUCACCCUCGGUGCUGAACGCGAUCGAGAAGCUGAUCGAGAAGAGUUUCGACUCGAGAGGCAGACAAAACUUCCACCAUUCCGCCAUGCCCAAUCCGAACCUCGGCUCGAGCAUAUUGAAGCGGCUGGGCAUCGACGAGAGCGCCGACUACACCAAGCCGCUUGUCGACUCGAGCACCAUCAACCUGCUGCGCAACUACCCCGCCUCACAGCUGCUAAGGCCGCGCGAGCGCAGCGGCAGCGAGUCGAGUUCGCGGUCGCAGACCCCCGACCGCAAGUCCACCUCCCAAGUCACCCCCUUGCCGGCCACCAUCGACGAGAACUCGCAGCCCAAGUCGUUGGCGGCGGCGGCCUCGCCCUCCUCCCCGAAGCUGGAGCCGCUGCCCAAGAGUCCGAAGAGCCCCUGCACCACGCCGUCGGCCAAGGACGAGAAAGAAUCGAACCAGGCGUCCUCCGACGAGGAGGGCAAACCAGAAAAACCGGUCGUCUCGCCAAAAAACGUGCGGCGAACCCCCAGUCCGGCAGGAAGCGAAAGGUCCGAGGCCAAUGAACGCGACAGCGAGCGUAGCACGCCCAAGUCGGACAGUGCAAAGUCGCUGAACGCGCUCUCGAACAUGUACGACAGCCUCUCGGGCAAGUCCUCCGCCGAGAAUGGGGGUGCUAGCACAGGAAAGAACCCUUCGAGCCACCCUCUGGCCGCGCUACAGAAGCUGUGCGACUACACGGACCGCACGUCGGCCAACUCGAGCCAGUCGUCGUCGCCGCUGGCGCUGAGCAACCCGGGCGCCAUCCUGGCAUUCACCUGGGCGUGCAACGACGCCGUCGUCGGCAACGCCGAAUCGGCGCUCAUCAAGUGCGCCUUCUGCGACACGCCCUUCAUCUCCAAGGGCGCCUACCGUCACCACCUGUCCAAGAUGCACUUCGUCAAGGACGGCAACCUCAACGCCGACAACGCCAAGAGCAACAAGAAGACGCCAUCUCCGCCUGUCGCCAGUACAAGCUCCUCGCUCGAAUCAAAUUCGGCCCGCAAGACGCCCCCCAACAACGACGCCGCCCCCGCAGCCGGUAGCGCCGCGGCCGCGGCCGCCGCUGCUGAAGAGUCGCCGCACUCGAAAUUCCUCAAGUAUACCGAACUCGCGAAGCAAUUAUCCAGCAAGUACGUCUGAAUUGUUUGGCAAGAAACAUACACGAUUGCUGAGUGCCAUUUACGAAGAUAAUUCCGACACAUCCCAUCGACUCAGACUGGUGAUCACGUGUCUUUGUGCUAGACCUGAUACGAAAACUUGUAUACUAAUAGAGAAACAGCCAUUUCUGGAUAGCAGUUUACUCAGAUUAAUUACGACAAAAAAUGUUUGGAAAAUGUUGAAAAAGAUUCACCUCUUCUUAUAUUCGAGCGUUGUUUUCUGAACCAUGUACGAAAAACAGCGGUCGGCCGUGCGACUUGGAUUCUAAUUAUAUAAUAAAUGCAACAACUGCUCUUUUGUAACGCCACUCGCGGCGCUUUAUGGAAUUAAUCACUGACGACGAAACGAACACAAUACCCCAAGUAUACGGCAUUCGAUGGUUGUACCCGCGAACGAACAAGUCGCACCCCAACUGCGCAGAUAUACGAUUCAAGUGGCCAUACUGACUUAAAUAUACACACACACUAUAGAGAGUUAAAGAAAUAAAAAAAGCAACAAGCGGAUAUUACAUAGUCAAGCAGUUAGCGCGUAACGAAAGUAUAUUUCUACUGCUUAAAUUUUAAUUUUCGCUAUCGUGUACAUAUUCAAAGAUCAUGACAGGUGGUUCGUGCAAAAUUAACAUUUAAUAAUUGCUCACUGUCCUCUCCAUCCUGUUAUCAGAAAAAGCAACGUCAACCAAGCCGACGCACCGGCCCCGCUCUUCCUCGCACGCCAUCUUUGAGGAGAGCGAGCGCGGAUGCGUGCGAAAUAAUAAAAACUUUGUAUACCUCUUGAAAGUACGUAAACUGAAAAUGCUCAUUUACAUUAAAAAGAGUAUCAGUGGCGAGGGCGAAAGUCUCGAGCGCGCCACGUUUGUUUUCUUCGCAGAAAUUAGUAAAAAAAGCAGUAUUAUAUCCACGAGCGCAAAUUUAUAUAUAUUGCAUUGCAACACACACAAAAACUCGAAAAAUUUUCAUGGCUAUUGAUUUUCAUAACGGUAAAAUGUUUUCAUAUCUCAAUUUACGCAAAUAUCUUCCAUAAUGUUAAGAAUCUUUGAAAAUCAAAAGCACACACACUAUUCAUUGUUCAUUCAUUGAAAUUUAUUUUUGUCAUCGUGUAGCAAAAAUUAUUGUUGAGAGUCAAAAUACGAUGAAAUUUGAGGCCGAGGUGAAACUUAGAGUAUAACAAUUUAAAAUGAAUGAAAGGUACAACUCACUUGUUAUACAAACUUUUCAUUAGGUUUUGUCUUCGCAGACGGUACGAUAACAUUUUCUAUUCCUUGAGAAAUCAAAGUGAUGUGUAAAUUAUAAUUUAUCUCGUGAUUUUGUACAGUAUAUAGUUGGGUAAAUUUUUAACGUGCAAAAACAAAGGGUUCCCUAGUCGUGCCGGUCGGAUCGAGCUAACCACGCAUCUCUGAACAAUAUGUGAGGGACCCUUUUAAAUAUGUGCUCAAAUUAUAAAGACUUUGCUUUCUGUAACUUAAAUUAUUAUUGCGACACUUCUGCCAUAUAUUGUGUUAGCUCUUGCCUGGUAAAUAAACAUGUUUCGUUGCAUUUCUUUGCGUUUCUGCCCACAAAGGAUGGAUCGCUGCUGAAUGACACGAUUACAAGUGAAAAUGAUUUGUUUAUUUCUGAUUAUUAUACCAGGAAAUGAGGUGUAAUAAUAACACUGCGCGCAUUUCUGUCGGGAUCUUUACGAAAAGAUGAAAAGCAAUUGCCAAUAUAAUACAGUGAGAGAUACGAUUUGACGACAUGAAAAUGUUUUUAAAAAAUCUAUGUGUAAUUAUAAAUAAAAAACCAAUCUAAAAUGGCUA
This is a messenger RNA of Cloeon dipterum, 5157 nucleotides long. Its product is annotated as protein tiptop-like. Gene Ontology annotation, cellular component: nucleus. Gene Ontology annotation, biological process: regulation of transcription by RNA polymerase II. Gene Ontology annotation, molecular function: DNA-binding transcription factor activity, RNA polymerase II-specific; DNA binding. NCBI's taxonomy places the organism in Eukaryota, Metazoa, Arthropoda, Insecta, Ephemeroptera, Baetidae. The record is from RefSeq and is a predicted model, not a curated record. The transcript is spliced from 3 exons. Bases 369 to 3347 code for a protein of 992 amino acids.